AUGGAUUGGCCAGUGCCAACUACUGUGACAGAAGUCAAGAGUUUCAUGGGUCUAGUAGGGUACUACAAAUGCUUCGUUGAGGGGUUCACUAGGGUUGCACAUCCUAUUACAUCCCUUCCACGAAAGGGGACUAAAUUAGAGUGGACAAAAAGGUGUGAGAGGACCUUUCAAGAUCUCAAAAGGGCACUCACUAGUGCACCUGUUCUUGUUGUGCCAAACCCCUUAGCUGAUUUCAUGGGGAAAGAGAACGUUGUUGCAGAAGCCUUGAGUAGGAGACAUCAUGAGAUAUGCUCCAUGUCUAUGGACACAUAUUUGAGAGGUUGUAUAUUGCAGCAGCUGCCAGAGGAUGAGUGGUAUUUAGAGGUGGAGUCGGAUGGGCAACUAGCUUUGGAGGCCAUCCGCAUUUUGGCUCGCCAGAUGCCAUCUCUUCGAGGUCGAGAGUUGGACCAGGUUAGGGUCCAGUGGGAUUAUUAUGAUGAGGCUAAGGCAUCAUGGGAGGAUGCAACACAGAUGAGAUCUUAG
Messenger RNA from Cryptomeria japonica (Japanese cedar), 522 nucleotides. RefSeq lists its product as uncharacterized. The transcript has 3 exons. The record is from RefSeq and is a predicted model, not a curated record. Bases 1 to 522 code for a protein of 173 amino acids. Lineage: Eukaryota; Viridiplantae; Streptophyta; Pinopsida; Cupressales; Cupressaceae.